AUGGCUUCAAUCACUGAGUGUACUAAAAAGGGUACGUUUACAUGGACCACUCAAGCACAAGAAGCCCUUGAGUUGGUAAAGAAGAUGUGUGAAGCUCCUAUUCUAGCACUUCCUGAUUUCACAAAGCCAUUUGAAGUGGAGUGUGACGCUAGUGGAAAAGGAGUUGAUCAUAAAUCCUUGAAAUUCAUAUAUGCGCAAAAGAAGUUGAAUGCAAGGCAUGCAAAAUGGGUGGAGUUUUUACAAACAGUCACUUUUUCGGCUAAAUACAAAUGUGGCAAAGCAAAUGUUGUAGCUGAUGCACUCUACAGGCGAUAUUUCCUUCUUGGUGUAAUUGAAGCCAAGGUACUUGGUUUUGAAUGGAUUAAAGAGUUAUAUGAAGCUGAUGAAGAUUUUAAAGAGACCAAAGUUAUUGUUUACAAUGAAAAUCAAAAGCGUGAUUCAUCUCAAGAGAAAAGUUUUGACCAUGCUUCGCUGCGCUACUCUGAUAUCCAACUAACACCUGCAACACUCGUAAAUGCACUAUCCCUCAAGGGACAAUUAUUUAGAGUGACAACAAAAACUGUGUAG
Molecule: messenger RNA, 567 nt
Organism: Amaranthus tricolor (Joseph's coat)
Lineage: Eukaryota; Viridiplantae; Streptophyta; Magnoliopsida; Caryophyllales; Amaranthaceae
Exons: 4
Coding region: 1-567 (188 amino acids)
Source: RefSeq, a predicted model, not a curated record